CACUUCAUGUAGCAUCACAAAAUGGUCACAAAGAUGUAGUUCAUCUACUUAUUGAAAAAGGGGCAAAUGUUAAUGUAAAGGAAAUUCAUGAACGGACUGCACUUCACUUAGCAUCAUAUAAUGGUCACAAAAAUGGUGUGGAUCUACUUAUUGAAAAAGGGGCAAAUGUUAAUGUAAAGGACAUUCAUGGAUGGACCUCACUUCACUUUGCAUCACAAAAUGGUCACAAAGAUGUAGUUGAUCUACUUAUUGAAAAAGGGGCAAAUGUUAAUGAAAAGGGACUCAAGGAUUGGACUGCACUUCACUUAGCAUCACAAAAUGGUCACAAAGAUGUUGUUGAUCUACUUAUUGAAAAAGGGGCAAAUGUUAAUGAAAAGGGACUCGAAGAACGGACUGCACUUCAUGUAGCAUCACAAAAUGGUCACAAAGAUGUAGUUCAUCUACUUAUUGAAAAAGGGGCAAAUGUUAAUGUAAAGGAAAUUAAAGAAUGGACCGCACUUCACUUAGCAUCACACAAGGGUCACAAAGAUGUUGUGGAUCUACUUAUUGAAAAAGGGGCAAAUGUUAAUGAAAAGGGACUCAAGGAUUGGACUGCACUUCACUUAGCAUCACAAAAUGGUCACAAAGAUGUUGUUGAUCUACUUAUUGAAAAAGGGGCAAAUGUUAAUGUAAAGGAAAUUAAUGAAUUGACUGCAUUUCACUUAGCUUCACAUAAUGGUCACAAAGAUGUAGUUCAUCUACUUAUUGAAAAAGGGGCAAAUAUUAAUGAAAAGGGACUCAAAGAUUGGACUGCACUACACUUAGCAUCAACAAAUGGUCACAAAGAUGUAGUGAAUCUACUUAUUGAAAAAGGGGCAAAUGUUAAUGUAAAGGAAAUUCAAGAAUGGACGGCACUUCACUUAGCAUCACAAAAUGGUCACAAAGAAGUAGUUGAUCUUCUUAUUGAAAAGAAAGCAAAUGUUAAUGAAAUUAAUAUUAAAAAUUGGACUGCCCUUUAUAUAGCCUCAUUUUCUGGUAACUUUGAAGUUGUUCAGUUAUUAAUAGAUCAUGAUGCUAGAUGUGAUGAAAAUUUAUUGAUUGCUUUAAUCUUUGAUACUUUUGGAUUAACUACAAAUAUCAGAUCCCAAAUUAUAAGAUCUCUUUUUAAAAAUGGUUCAUCUAUAAAUCAAAUUCAUAACAGUGGUCAGACGGCACUGAUGUUUGCUGUAAUUAGUGGACAUAAAGAUAUAAAGCCAUUAUAUGUUCAGAAGGAUGGUGUUGAUCAUGAUGCACGUGUCAUGAACAGUUCAAUUUUACACAAACGUCGAGAAAUUAUUUCAGAACUACUAAAAAAUGGAGCAGAUGUUAACAUACAAGAUAAAGAUGGUUGGACGACACUGAUGUUUGCAUUAGACUGUGAUGACAUGGAAACUGUGGAACAAUUAAUUCAAAAUAACGCGAACCUGAAUAACACAAAUAAUAAUGGAUGGACAGCUCUGUCAAUAGCAUCACAAAAUGGACACAAUGUUACUAUUGGUAAAUUGAUUGAUCAUGGUGCUAAUGUCAAUCAGAGAGUCACUGAUGGUUGGACAAAUCUCAUGAUAGCAGUGCUUAAUAACAAAAAGGAAACAGUGAAUUUGUUGAUUGAAAGAGGGGCGAAUGUUAAUGACACAAAUGUUUUUAGUUGGACAGCUUUAAUGAUAGCAGCAGGAAAAGGUUUCACGGACAUUGUUCAAAUUCUAUGUGAUGAAAAAGCAAAUAUUAAUCAGAAAAAUAGAUACGGUUGGACUGCUUUAAUGAAAGCAUCUCAGAAUGGUCAUAGUAGCACAGUUCAAUGUCUGAUUAAUAAUGGCGCCAUUACUGGUGAAAAGAAUACAAAUGAAACGACAGCUCUUAUGAUUGCGUCACAAUAUGGACAUAAAGAAAUUGUUAAAACACUUAUAAACAGUGGAUCAAAUAUAAAUGAGAAUAAUAAAUAUGGGUCAACACCCUUGAUUAUUUCAUCAUAUUAUGGACAUAGAGAUAUCGUUGAAUUAUUGAUUUCUAAAGAAGACAAAGAUUUUGAGGAUAAUAAAGACAUAUCAUUUGCUUUGUGUUCUGCUUUGGAAAACAUACGAAGUGAUAUCGUGGAAUUGUUAAUUGAACGAGGAGCCGUUGCCCGUGAGUUUAGAGAUUAUGAAAUUGCAACUCUGAUGAGACCACUCCAGUGGAAAGCCUUUGAUGUCGACACACUGAAAACCAUACGUGAAACCUGCCAUAUAUUAGUUAAAAAUGAUUGUUUUUGCAAAUACAAACCACAAUAUCAAUAUUUCAAGAAAACUUUAUGUGGAGAAAAGACAAGUGGAGGACAUUUUUCAACUAAAGCUAAUCAAGGUCAAAGUUCUUUAUUUUCUAAUUUUCUACAGUAAGUAGAUUUUUUUCCUCAACGGUUUAAAAAGAAGUCAUAAAACACUUUUUGGCUAAUUCUAAGAAAGACAGUGUUAAAUUCGAGAAUUUUUUAUUCUAUUCCACCUCUUCAUGUAAGUAUUUGAAAGUAUUCAUAAAAAAAUCAAGCAUUGAAUUGUUAAAGUUAAAUUUAUUAAAAAAUCUUCAAAAAAGAGUAUAAUGCUUCUAUAUAAACGUAUUUUAGCAAGUAAUUUAGAAUCGUUCUGAAAAUUAUUUUCUUAUUUUGUAGCAAAUAUCAGGUUUUUUUUUCAUUAAUGUUAUUCGAGGGAUAAACAGUUACAUUUAUGUUUUCAAUCUUAAAAUUAAAUUAUUAAACAAUCAAUAUUAAUGCCUUAAUAUAAUUUAUAAACAUUUUUAAUAAAGUUAGAUAAUUGUUAUUUAGCUGGAUUUACUUAAAUAACUUACACGACUUUAUAUGGAAUUUGUGUCAACUAUACAUGCAAAAAUGCUAUUUUUUAAAAACGUUGAAUACAAUAUACAAAUAUUAAUUCUGAUAAUCAUGAACCAUUCGUUUUAUCUUUAUUUUUUGUUAUUAUAUUUCAGGAAAGAUAUGUUUGAACUUCCUGUGCAACCACAGCUUUUUUCCGCUGAAAUGUCUACAAAUCACUACAGUCAUCUUCUUAACAAUACGUAAGUCACAUAGCAUACUAAUAUGCUGCAGUUUGACUAAAUGUAUUAAUAUUACAGACAAAAAAAGAUAAGUUAGCAUCCUUUGAUUUGUCCAAAAAAUGUACACCUGUUUUGAUAGGCUUUUAUUCAGAGCUAUAUUUUCCUUUAUGCAUAGAAAAUAGCAGGCCGAAGGCUGAUAUACAACAGUUAUUACAACUAACUAUUUACAAAAUAUUCAGAAUCAUUUAGACGUUUUAAUAUUUAUUUUCUGAUUACACUCGGGAAAUCCACACACACUUCAUUGGUGUUUGAAUUCCCUUGAUACAUUACCUACAGCUGUGGAUGUUAUGUUGGUUGUUUCAUUUAAAAUUUUAAUUAUUGGAUUGUUUUCUACUAGAAUUUUGAUAUUAUGGAUAUCAAGGCCGGGUAAUGGAUUGAUGGGCCACGAGAAAAUGUUAAUGCAUGGUCCCUAAGAAUGAAAUAAUUGUAAUGAAAAUUCUGUAAAUGACAAACAUGAUAUAUAUAUAUAAAUACCCACACAAAGAGCAACAUUUUGUUAGGCUCCUAUAACAUUAUUAAGGCUCGUAAAUUUUUCGUCUAGAAAAUGUAGCACAUUGUGGUGAAUAGUCGUCUAGGUGUAAGUUUCCUCUCAACGGCCACAAGAAGAAUUUCAGAGUGUAAAACAUCAUUUCUCUCUUUUAGCCCCUAAAAGGCUGAUGUAAAACAUUCACAUUUCAAAAAGAGCAACAUUUUGUUAGGCUCCUAUAACAUUAUUAAGGCUCGUAAAUUUUUUGUUUAGAAAAUGUAGCACAUUGUGGUGAAUAGACGUCUAGGUGUAAGUUUCCUCUCAACGGCCACAAGAAGAAUUUCAGAGUGUAAAACAUCAUUUCUCUCUUUUAGCCCCUAAAAGGCUGAUGUAAAACAUUCACAUUUCAAAAAAAAAAAAAAAAAAAAAAAAAAAAAAAAAACAAAAAAAAAAAAAAAAAAAAAAAAAAAAAAAAAAAAAAAAAAAAAAAAAACAACACGAGAUGGUUUGAAUAAAAAGUAUUCUUUAAUUAUUUUUAUGUUUUGUUAAAACACAGUGCACAAUAAAGACAAAGCAGAAAUAAAAAGGUUCACAUUGGAAGAAAGGAAAUUGCUAUUCACCAUGGACGAUGCACCCAGCUUAAAAAACCAAUCUCACAUUCCUUGCAAAAUUGCUUCUUCUCGCUCAAAACAAUUAUUAAACACCAAUCCGGAAAAACGUCAUAGCUCAUUCGUGGCUAAGUAAAAGUAGUGCCAUAUCUGUGGAAGUUAAUAAAACAAACAUUACAGCGCAGUGAAAAAAUUAUACGCAGCAGGAAGGACGUCACAUCUGACAUGAUCUGACAGUGACACAUAUAUAUUCCGUAGGGUCAAGGUGCUGGCUAAUUGAUAGGGAUAAGGGUUGAUUUGUUGAGGAUGCAAAUAUGUGUUUCUAUCAAUUUGCACCUAUCAAUAUCUUAAAAAAAUAUGAGCAUCUCACACAUUUUUAAACCUUUUCACGGUAUAGGCAAAUAAAACAGACGCAAUUUCAAAACUACAAAUUACAGUUUGAGACUUUCAACGUCACAUGGAUGAAUUAAAUUUAAAAAAUCGUGUAUGGAUAUAUCUAACAUCUGGACUAAAAAAAAUAACAGUAAACUGACCCAACAAUAAUUUUUUAACAUGCAUUGUUUUUUGUUUUUGGUUUUUUAAACUUCAGGAUCAACCAUUUAGCUCCAAUAAUAAACAUUCAACAUGUGGAGAAUUUUGUUGGAGAAGGAAGCAUUAAUUUGAUACCGAGAGGAGUUAAAAGAAAGGCCACAUCACAAUGCUUCACUACAAAACGGAGGAAGAUGGACAAGUGACAAGAUAAAUCUUUUAUAAUUUUUUUUCCUUGAAAGAAAGUAUUAUUUGAAGCUUGAAUAAGACACUAUUUGUUAUGAAAAAAAAACCAGGAAAGUUUGCAAUAGAUACAUAAUUAUGUAAUAUGUACAUUCAGGCCUACUCAAGAUGGAGGUGGGACGUUUAGCUGGUAUUUUGUUCCGGGGCCUAUCGAGCUCAAAGUGGCAUCAUAAUGGACAUUUUGCUUGUUUACAUUUUACACUGGUUGUGGGG
Messenger RNA from Lymnaea stagnalis (great pond snail), 5151 nucleotides. NCBI's taxonomy places the organism in Eukaryota, Metazoa, Mollusca, Gastropoda, Lymnaeidae. The record is from the annotation of a GenBank genome assembly.